Diospyros lotus (date-plum) is the source of this 2006-nucleotide messenger RNA. Its product is annotated as histone-lysine N-methyltransferase, H3 lysine-9 specific SUVH5-like. Gene Ontology annotation, cellular component: nucleus. The transcript has 2 exons. NCBI's taxonomy places the organism in Eukaryota, Viridiplantae, Streptophyta, Magnoliopsida, Ericales, Ebenaceae. The record is from RefSeq and is a predicted model, not a curated record. Gene Ontology annotation, molecular function: histone methyltransferase activity; zinc ion binding; protein binding. The coding region runs from base 345 to 1916 and encodes 523 amino acids.
CCUCGUUGAAAGUGGUGCACAAGAUUGCCCUCGCUCCGAAGCCAGUUUAUGCUGUACCCAUACGAAGGGAAUACUGGGAACUUGGAAACCGAAACCGCCCGAAGUUUGAAAUCCCUGCUUGUACGGCCCCACUGUCACAACGUGCUGACACUCACUCUCCCUCUGUCAAAAACCCUAGUGCCUACGUCGGUUCGUAUCUCCACGGAGAUGGAACACCCACUUCAAUCUUCAAGUGAGCCAAACAGUAGGUCUUGCUUCGCCCCUUUGCAAGUUACGUUCUUUUCUUCAAUGCUGUGUUUCCUUUGAUUUCUUCACUUAAUGUUCUGGGAGCUUAAUCGCCAACGAUGAGUUCCUUCACCGAUAGAAGUCGUUCUAAGCUGCUUGGGAAAAGGCCAUUUGGCCAUGGUGGAACAUCUACGCAGCAUGUUGGCGGUGCGAGCUGCCAAAAAAGCCCAUCCAAAGAGGCUAAUGAUGAUCGUGCUAUUGUUCCUUUUGGUGAGACCAGAACAGGGCUGCAUCAGAAGAAAGUCAAGGAGGCUCUGCAGCUCUUAGAGGAUGAAUUUGAAAAGCUCUUGGAGGAAAAAAAAUCACGGUCUAAGGGAAACCAAGUUUCCGCCAGGUCAGUUCGUAAGGAAGCCGCAAUGCGUCUCAAGGUGCAGAAAAAAUGGAUUAACACGGAGAAGCGGCUGGGACCAGUCCCCGGUGUUGAUGUCGGAGAUGGGUUCCGAUUCAGGGUUGAACUGGUAGUUAUUGGGCUUCAUCAUCAGUUUGAAGGAGGUAUAGAUUACAUGAAAAAAGAUGGGAGGGUUCUUGCCACAAGCAUUGUUGCCUCCGGUGCGUAUGCAAAUGUGGCAGUAUCUGCUGAGGUUCUUAUGUAUUCUGGGCACGGUGGCAAUCCUUCGGUUCGAUGUAAGAAUCCUGAAGAUCAAAAACUCGAAAGAGGUAACCUUGCUUUGAUGAAUAGCAUGGAUGAGGGAUCACCAGUGAGGGUUAUUUUUGGUUGCAAAAAUUUGAGGAAAUUCAAAAUGAUUCUGGGGAGAAGUAGGGAGAGGAAGGUUGCAUAUGUAUACAAUGGGCUGUACAAGGUGACCAAUUGUAGCCAAAAAAGAGGGCCACAUGGCAAAUUGGUUUAUAUGUUUCGAUUGGAUAGGAUGCCUGAGCAACCAACUGGCAUUCUGAAGACGCCUAAAGCACACAAGGUACCUGUAGUGAUUCUUGAUAUUUCUCAAGGGCGAGAGAAGAAGCCCAUUCCUGUCGUCAACGCCGUAGAUGAUGAGAAGCCCCCGUCAUUCAAUUACCUACUUCAAAUGAUUUAUCCCGAACGGUAUGCUCUGAACAUGCUUGUUGGUUGUGAUUGUGUUAAUGGAUGCUCGGAGUUGGUGAGCUGUGCAUGCACCAUGAAAAAUGGUGGCACAAUUCCAUUCAAUUCCAAUGGUACUAUCAUUAAGCCGAAGCCUACUGUCUAUGAGUGUGGUCCAUCCUGCAAAUGCCCUCCUUCUUGCAAGAAUAGGGUUAGCCAACAUGGUGUCAAGUAUCAACUGGAGGUUUUUAGGACUGAAUCUAGGGGAUGGGGUGUUCGAAGCCGGGAUUUCAUUUCGUCUGGAAGCUUUGUUUGUGAGUAUGUUGGAGACUUUGUGAUUAGCAAGCCAAGAACUGGAAAUGGCAGUUACAGUUAUUUCUUGUUGGAAGCUUUGAAUGGCUAUAGAUGUACUAUUGAUGCGACACAAUACGGGAAUGUGGCAAGGUUCAUCAACCACAGUAGCUCUCCAAACCUUCAUUCCCAAAAGGUGUUUUAUGAUCUUGGUGACAAGAGCGUGCCACACAUUAUGUUCUUUGCUGCCAAAAGCAUACCUCCUUCACGAGAGUUGACACAUGAUCCCCAAGUGCGCGAAGGUAAUGGCUACCCAAAGAAGUAGAAUCUCUCAUUCUCGUCUAGCAUCAUCUUCAAAAAUUUAAGAUACUAGCUCUUUUGUGGAUUGUUUUUGUUAGUAAGUUUUUAUGGCAUA